UGCUCAUUCGCAAACGGACCUCGGCAGCAAUAGUAACAGUAAACGGUAAACGGAGUAGUAGGAAAAGAAGAAGAAGACUACUUGCGAAACGGAAUAAAACGGUACGCGAAACGGGUCGGUGUUUGAGGCGUGUGUACGAAUCGGGACGGUACGAGACGCCGCCGUUUUUUGGAAUGCGCUAAAAAAAACACUCCAAAUUUGCGCAGCAGCAGAGGCAGUCGCUUGUGACGUCAAAAGGAGUCGCGUCGCCCCCCCGUAUUGUGACAGGGAGAGAGAGAGAGAGUAUUAGCGUUAACAGUUAUUCCUUUUGGACCUCCCUCUCUCUGUGUGUGCCGCCACCGCCGCGAAAAUGGAACAGCCGAGCAUACUCGUAAAAAUCCUUCACUCGGUGCCGCACGUGAACUACACGUUUCGGCGGGUGAACGACACCUUCAAUCCGGACAGCGAUAUAUAUCUCGAGAGUUUGGGCAUCCUUGCCUCGAUACCCGCCGGCCUGCUCAUCGUCUCAUUGGUGGGACUGCUGCUGUAUUUACUCACCCGCUGCUGUGAUCGACGCCAGCGGAAGCCGAGCGCCCAGCGAUGCCAGAGCUGCACUUUGGUGAUCAUCACACUGAUGACAUGUGCGGCGAUUGGAUUAGGAUUAUAUGGCAACGAUGACUUCCACAAUGGACUGCUGCAGGCAUUUAGCUCUGGGAAGAAUGUUGAGGGUCUCGUUCUCACCCUGAAACGACAGACUGAAAGCAUUAAGCAUGACCUGGAGUCAAAGAUGGCCGGCCACAAGGUGGAGCAAAUGGUGGAGAAGCCGCAAUACAAUCAGACGGUGGUGAUGCUGCUCAUUGAGACGUCGCGCCUGGUGCGAGAGAACACGUCGCGAGCGGUGGCCUCCCUGGACAGCAUGGUGCACUACUUCAUGAAGGCCAAGGGCGGCGAGAAUGACACCUCGUUGAUGGGGCUGCUGCACAUGGGGGAACUCUACGAAUCGAUACGAUGGCCCGCCACCUUGGCCUUUCUCACCGUUCUGCUGCUGCUGUGCACGGUUCUGGUGAUUGGAGUUGCACGCAGGUCGCGUUGCACCCUGAUCUUCUUCAGUGUUUCGGGCUUGUUCUGCAUCAUCAUCUGUUGGCUGCUGGCGGGCAUCUACCUAGCCUCCAGUGUGGCUGCUGGCGACUUUUGUAUGCGACCCCAUGACUAUAUGUGCCGGCAGGUUGGAAUGAGGAGUCCGUAUGUGGAUUUCUUGAAUUGUGGAACGCCCAGGAAUCGUUUCAUUUUGCGCCUGAACGAAAGCAGGGAUCUGGUGGAUCGGGCCAGAGAGAGUGUGGAAACCAUGCAGCGAAUGAGCCAAGAGACCUAUCCACGCAUCGAUGUCCAGCGCACUUUGACGGCCAUGGACAAUGAUCUGGAGGAGACGCGUCGCAAUCUGACGACUCUUUCCGCUACACUGGACCGCAGGGCCAUCGAUCGUCAUUAUGCGGAGGCGCUGCGAGGGCUCUGCGGAGGCGGAUUGCUGGGCCUUAGUCUCAUGAUGGUGGCAGGCCUGCUCACCUCCUUCCUGCUGACGAUUCUCGUGUAUGCGGAUUCGCAUGCCUGGAUAUACUUGAGCAAGCGACCAACGCUGGAUGCAGACAAAUCGGAGACGGCUCCCUUGUUCCCUGCCUCGAAUGCGCCCAGUGCCAGCAUCUCGCCAACGGCACCUCUGGGUACCGGAACGAUCAAUCGCACACUACUGCAUCAUCAGCAGACGCAGGGAGGCAGUGCAGGCGUCGGCGGCGGUGUGGCAAGCGGCGGCACACUACCAGGAUCAGGAGGCGGAGGCGGAGGCGGAAUGAACGGGAACAAUGGCGUUGGACCGUACAGGAACGGAACGGCGGGACUGAGACAAGGGUUGGCAUCACCAUCAUCUCAAUCUCAAUCAAGCCACAGCUCAUCCACGGCCAUUUAUGGCCACCACCACCACAACAACAGCAAUCAGAACCACUACAACAACAACCUCCAGAACAAUCACUACAGCAACCACUACAGCAACAACUAUAACAACACCACCACACAACAGCAACAACAACAACAACAACAACAACUGCAACUGCAACAACAGCAUAAUAGAACUAACCAGACGACAGCGGCGGCGAUGGCCACGAUGGUAGCUCCAAUGACGUUGGCCAACCCCCACCACACACGCACCUCGGUGUCGGGGGCCGCCAGAGGAGGGGGUCGUGGAUCGCCGUCGCCGCCGCCCGGCUAUGAUAUGGUGCAUGGCACAAGGUCCGGCCAUCACACAUUGGGACGCCUGCCGUCGCAUCAUCAGCAGAGCGCCUCGUAUAUGCAGGGGCCGAACAAUGGAAAGUACGCGACGCUCAGCAAGCAGUGUAAGACGCUCGAAUCGAACGACUUUUACUGAGAUUCGCUUGCCUGCAGCACCUAUGCAGGCAAUAGCAACAACACAGCCCAGCAGCAACAGCAGCAACAGCAGCAGCUCCAACUGCAGCUCCAGCAGCUUCAGCAGAGCAGCAACAUCAUCAAUCAGCAGCACCAGCACCAACAUCAGCAUCAGAACAGCAGCAGCACCUUGAAGAACAUAUUCGCUUCGGCGACCCUGCCCCGUUCCACGGGCAGCUCCAUCCGCUCCGUGCUCUCCGCACAGACGGCCAACGCCAUGUGCAGGUCCACAGGCAAUGGCCUGGAUGUCGGCAGCGAGGGGGGGCUGGUCGACGACCGGGAUCCCCGCGAUGUCACAAACAACAGCUUCAAUCGCUUCGAUCCCAAGUACAUCAGCAUCGGUCCCAAGGCGGUGCGUGGCAACAAUAAUCUGAAUAUUGUGGCUGCGGCGACGGCCAACAAAUGUGCCACAUUGCGGCACGUGGGUCGCUAUGGGGGCUCGCUCAAAGGUGUCUCCUCAUCGAUGGCCAUGGGCGCCUCACCGUCGCCGAAUUUGCGUAGCGCCAAGACGCCAUCGAUAGCCACCGUUUCGAAGGACUAUUGCCAGCAGCCGGACUGCAUACCGCAGGUCUGUGGCUCCACGGAGUUCCUUGUCCAACAGCAGCAGCAGCAGCAACAACAGCAGCAACAACAACAACAACAGCAACAGUUGCAGCAACAGCAGCAGCUGCAAAUGCAGAUCCAGCUGCAAAUACAGCAAAAGCAACAGCAGCAGCAACAACAGCAGCAGCAACAACAGCAACAGAUGGUGCCACCACCAGCACCGCCUCCGCAACAGCAACAGCCACAGCCGCCGCCACAGAUGCAGAUCCAACCCGCACCACCGCCGCCGCCACCAAAGCCAAAGAAUACCUUCACAGAGAUACCCGGCACCACGGGCGUUGGGAGCUCCUAUGCCAAGGAGCAGCAACAGCAACAGCAGCUCCUGGCCCUCCAGCAGCAGCAACAGCAGCAGCUUUUGGCACUCCAGCAGCAGCAACAGCAACAGCAGCAGCUGAUUCAUCCACCGACGACCCACAUACUGCCGCCCUCGGCCGUCUACAGCAUCGAGAGCAGCGAAGUGCCGACGGCAGCGCCUCGGGUGGUACAGCGUAGCCUCAAUCCGGCCUCGAUUGUAAACCAGCCGCUGCCGGAGAUACCCACGCAGUCGCCCACCCAGUCGAAGAUAUCCGCCCAGCCGCUGUGCGCCGCCAGUCUGGGCCAGUACCGCUCGUUGCAGCGGCCCCAGAACCACAAGAUAUCGGCCGCUGCCUCCCAGCCACAACAGCAACAGCAGCAGCCGCCUUCCCUGCCGCCGAAGAACAGGCAUAAGACGUCAAGGGCCGGAGGCGGUGGAGACUCCAGCAAUGCCAACCACAUGCAGACCCUGCCACCAAAGUCCGCCAGCCUGCGGCAGCAGCAGCAACAAACAGGGGGCUACGAGAGGGAGCGAGAGAGGGACCGCGACCGCGACAGAGAGCGUGAGCGGGAGAAAGAGCGUGAGCGUGACAGAGAGCGGCCGCGUCGUGCAGAGACGCUGGACAAUGCCCGCAGCUAUGUGGAGCAGCAGCAAUACGGAGGCCAGGUGCUCGUCGGAAUGAAGAAGCAGCAUUCGUACGACAGCAGCAGUACGUACCAUCACCACCAGCAGCAGCAGCUUCAACAGCAGGCUCAGCAGCAGGCGGCCUUCUACCAGCGCCAGCACAACAACAACUAUCAGGGAGGAGGGGGACCUGGUGGGGGAAGCUCCUCUAAACAGCAGCAACAGCAGCAGCAGCAGCUGCUCAUCGAACAGCAGCAGGCGCUCUUCUAUCGCUCUCUGAAACGCGGCGAACGAGGAGUAGGUGGAGGAGGGGCAGGAGCCGGCGGCGGCACUGGUCCGGCCACCCAUGGGACACACUCCAGCCAUGCACAUGCGCACGCCCAUGCCGCGCAUGCCGCCCAUGCCAGCAGCGACCUCUACUCUGUGACGGAGUUGUAGGAGUGCGCCUGCUGCGGCGGCGGCGUUGAUGUUGUGCGACGGGGCACAUCAUCAACGUCGCUGCACGCAGCGGCGGCGGUAGCCAGCACUCAGACCCAGACGCAGCAGUCGGCGCAGGCGCCCAUUCCCCUGCCCCCCAAGAAGCACCGCUCGAGCCAUGCCCAACAGCAGCAGCAGCCACCCUCCCAAACCGCCUGUAAUGCCAACCUAUGCGAGGAGCACGAGUACGACGAGUACUUCCCGCAGCCAUAUGAACAGCAGGCGCCUCCAGGCCCCGUCCCUGCAGCAGCCACCACCUCCUCCUCGUCAAAGCACUCGAAGCAGCAGCAGAGGGCGGCCACCUUCGACGUGGCCGAUGCCCGGGACUACGAGCUGAAGCGUCUGGGCAACCGGCGCUCCCAGCAGCAGGCGGCGCCCAGCAAGCGCAACGGUGGAGCAGGCCUUGCCGCUGCAGCAGUGGCAGCGGCGGCGGCUGCAGCGGAGCACCAUCACAGCCAUCGCAGCCAUGACAGGGAGCGAUCGCGCAGCGAUCAUCGUAUAGCCAGCUAUGCCUGCGAGGAGGCGGCGGCAGCAGCGGCGGUGGCCAUGUGCGGCGCUGGCUCCAUGAGUGUGCUCCCCGCCAAUGGUUCCCAGCACCAGCACCAACAGCAGCAGCCAACAUCCCAUCGUGGCCACCACCACCAGCAGCAGCAGCAACAACAACAACAGCAGCAGCAACAGCAGCAGCGGCGGGAGAAAACCUUUAAAGUAUGAUUUUUAGAGACGUCAUAAAAAUUGUCCACUCCGCGCCCGCCAGACGGUGGCAGGGGCGGCUCCAGGCGACGAACGCGUUGAGGCGGAGGGCGGUCCAGGAAGCGUUGCGGAUUCUUUCGAUUAGAGAGCCCCCAAGGAGGAACGCCUGAAAUCAGUGAAAAAACGAUUCCGAUUCUGCUGCUCCCAAUAGCCAUUCCAAAGCAAAAAUUUGUUUAACUUAAGUCUGUCUCUGUCUAACACCCCCUGUCAUUCCCACUAAGACUCUAUCUCUGUCUCUCUCUUUCUCUCUCUCUCUCUGUGUGUGUCUCUGAACACCUGAGAGACAGAUGCAUGCAUCCAUAUAAGAACACCUGAGAGACAUACAGUGGCGUCCACAAAAUACAGACCUAUGCAUACAGACUCAUCCCAUUGAUGCAACACUGUAGCUGUAACUGUAACUGUAACACACAAACACAUACACACCCAAGACACAAAAAACACACAUACAUACAUCAGUUCUCUGCUCUGUGUUGUUGCCUAUUGUUAUUAUUAUUAUUAACCGUACUGUACUAUAAUUAACCGACUAUGUAAUAUCCCCUAAUUUUUUUAUAACACCCCUCCCCCCCUAUUAUGUACGAUAUACGUAGUAUGUAUGCCUAUGUUUAGCGCGAGUCCUUAGUGUGUAAGAGACAAAUUAUUUAUUUACGAGGAUAUUGUAGUGACCCCCUGACCCCUGACAUACCCCCUAGAAGCAGAGCUGUGGAGGAGAGGUGGGGAAGAGGCUUGACAUUUAGGAAUUGUCUCUGGUAUUUUAAGACUGCAACAGAGGUCGGCAGCGUCCUAUGUACAAAUGUCGUGUGGCUUCGGGCUAUCCAUCGCUCGGCUUCAUUUUUCUGAUUUGUUCUGCGCAAAUUUCAAUCUGUACAAAAAAAAGAAGUGCUCAACAGACUGAGAAGAUGUUUAUUUCUUUUUUUUUUUUUAAUAAGGGAGGUGCAAUGCUAGAUUGUUUUUCUUUUAUUGAGAGGCAUCAUUCCCGGUAUAAGGAGGUUAAGGUUAUAGGGGUUGAGCGUUCUUCGAAGUUAUUGGAAUUCAAAUUAAAAUUUUUCCUAAAUUAUAUAUAGAACCCGGAAUACACAUCUUUGCCUGAAUUCAUUUUGUCAGUGUAAAGAAUCGGUUUUGGCUUUGCGCCUGUUUUCUGCUCACACAAAUCCCUAAAAACAUGAGAAUUCUGCGUGUGACCUCUACUGUACAAUCUGAUGUACUAAUUUGUAAAAUGUAAUUUUAAACUAAAUUAUAUGGAAGAGCGCCACUGUUCUUCCCAACAACCACAGCCGAGGCUCGGCCCAUCGGGAAGCCCUCAAAGAAAAUAAGAAGAACUCCAAUGAUCGAGCCUUUCCCCCCCUCUCAGCUCGUUCCCUUCCGACUAUUCCUUCCCAACCGACGACAGAACUUUUAAUUUUUGGUUUGUUUUGUGGAUUAUCACUUAUAUUAUUUGAGAAUCCGUUGCGAGAACCACCACCACCACCAACAACAACACCAACAGCGACACGUACGUAGAAAUUUUUGUGACGUCAGAAAUCUAAAGCAAAAAAAAACAAAAGGAAACCAAAUGCAAAAACAAAAACAAGCGAACACCAAACAAAAAACAAAAAACCGUGAAUAAGGAAAGUCAAAAGCAGAAAACAUUUCACAAAAUAAAAUUAUAAUACAUAUUAAUAUUUAAAACUUGAUAAAACUCAAAGCAACAUAGGAAAAGUUUUAAAUUUUAACAAAAGAAAAUAACAGUAACAGUUAACUUCUGAAAAAACGGAGCAAUACGAAUACGAAUAUACGACAGAAAUAGCAGGCGGAAAAAGAAUGUUCAACUAUUUUAACGAGAAUUCCAAAAUGAAAUAAUAAUAAACAAAAAGAAUACAUAGAAAUAUAUACAUACAUACUACAUACAUAAAACACAUGCAUACACACAGAAAUACUUACAUACAGAUACGUAUAUACAUAUGUAUACACACAUAUAGUAUAGUACUAUAUAAAAAAAUCAUUAACUAAUUAAUCAAUCAACAAAGAAAACCACACACAAAGGAUAAACCAAUUGUUCAGGUCAAUAACUGCAUUUAAGCCGGAAAGCGAAGGAUAAGGGAGAAGAAGAAGGAGCACGAACGAAACGAAAUGAAUUCAAACGAAUAGAAGCGAAAUAGAGAGGAAAUUAAAUGAAAUGGAAAAUCCCUGCUAGGCGUUAAACGAAAUGAAAAAUGCUCUUUUUUAUAUACGAAAAAUAUAUGUAUUGAAUGUAUGGAAUAUUAAAAAUAUACACAUUUUACAGAAAUUGCAAUUAAAGAACAAAACACACAGACGCAUACACACUCGCACAAAAUCCAUAUACAUACACACAAACACAUACAUAUAUAGCGAAUUGAAAAGCAAAAGUGAAGAAAAGGGAAAGAAAAAUGUGCACACACAUGCCAGCCAGCGAGCGGGCUAGCGUCCAACUGUUAUCCUCUCUCACUAUCUUAUGUCUCAUGCGCCAGCCAACCAACGGUUAUUCUCUCCUCUCUUCUCCUCCACCUAAUCACUAUCUCUCUGUCGCUCCCUCGCCCUGCGGAUCCAUCAUCCCACGAACCAUGCUUGUGUGUGAGCGUUUUUCGCUUCCCGUUUUUCCAUUGCAAAAUGUUUCAGAAAGUAUGUAGUGUAGUGUAGUAUAGUCUAGUGUAGUGUACGAGUAGUGUAUUGACUCCUAGCGGAUAAGGCCAAAGUAUGUAGAUUUAAAAUGGAGGAACAGACGGAGGAAAUACCAAAUAAUUUGCAGGCAGGCAGGCAUUUACUUGUAGCAUUUAAAAACUUACAUUCUACACACACAAAAUAAUCGAAAGCGCGGAAUGUGGGAUUAAUUCUUAAAUACAAACUAAAUAAAAUGCAAUUAUACACGGAUCGUAUAUAAUACAGGACGGGAUGGAUAUAUAUUAUAGGAUAUAAGCAGUGUGUAAACAAAAAACGGGUGCUUUGACGAUGUUUAAGCCAUACCAAAACGGGAAACUAGUGCACUUUUUUUUCUUACUUUAACGAAA
Molecule: messenger RNA, 8187 nt
Organism: Drosophila miranda
Lineage: Eukaryota; Metazoa; Arthropoda; Insecta; Diptera; Drosophilidae
Product: polyhomeotic-proximal chromatin protein
Exons: 11
Cellular component (GO): plasma membrane
Molecular function (GO): volume-sensitive chloride channel activity; intracellularly calcium-gated chloride channel activity
Source: RefSeq, a predicted model, not a curated record